AUGGUCCUCGUCUACUCCUGUGUUCAUGCGCUGCUCCUCGAGCCCGUCGUGGGAAUUGCAAUUGUCCGGACCUCUUCCACUGCGGCGUCUUCUCCGUUCCAUCCCAAAGACGCGCGCAAUCUACGUGACGAAUCGCAUCUGGGCCCGACCUUGUUCCUGUCCUCUCCUUCAUCUGGAGAGUCGAGCUCGUCAACCACUGGCUCUCCCUCCCAGCAGCAUUCCCCGCGGAGCAUCAACCUCGAGCCCCCGCAACUGCCAUUCCUCUCGGCCCACCACCACUCCCGUCGGCCUCAGGAGUCUUUAGUCUCAUCCCCGGAGACUCGCCGAGCGGAUAGCAGUGUCUACUACACCACGGCCUGGGGGUCCCCGUAUGCUGCACCGAGCACGCGGCGACUAUCGUUAACCCUCAGCCAAUUCGCUGGGGUCGAUCCGGGUUCUCGUGAGAGCUCGCCUGCCCCGUCUAUCGCUGUCAAUCACCCGGAGGAAGUGCGACGAGCAAGUGUCGCGGAAGGUUUUACGGAACAAUCACUCCAGGGAGAGAAGACUAUUCGGGAUUUUACCCAGGAUUGGAUCAAUCAGUAUUUGUCGGGACAACCGCGGACAGAGAAAAGUAAUUGGUUAAGUGACGAUUCCGGAAGCGAGGCGCCGUCCUUCUUUACUGCGAAGAAUCACCUCGCCGACGAUCUUUCCGACGACUGGCUUGGUCUUGAAGACGAUACUCGCGAAAGCGAUCUGCUCAAGACCCCGACCCUUUCGGACUUUGUUGGUCGAAAGGCUGCUGCGCGCGCCAAAGGAAAGAAGACCCAGCAUAAGCGCGCGGACACUUUGCGCCAGGAGGAUUUUUGGGGAUUUGCCUACGACAAGGAACCGUCAAAAGACAUGAUGGCUGAUUCUCAGGAGUCACAACCACCCGCCGAGGCCGUGUCCCCGGUGGAAAAGCCGCUGCCACCCCCACCAGCAACGACAGCGGACGACAACACAAAUACAGGAAGCACAGAGGAGUCAUCACAACCGGAAGCUGUCAAGAGGCAGGCCUCGGAUAUCACCACAUCGGGAACCCCGGUCUCACGGCGAAGAAAGAAGCUGGCAUGGCGCGGGAAAGCAUGCAUUGUCGAUAUGCCAGUUGAUGAUCAGCGUGGUACCGAACAGUCUGGUUAUCGCCUUUUGACGCGUGAAGAUGUGGAGGACCGCUUGAAACAGUGGGAGCAGGAAGGAUGGGACGUGCGUGGAUUCUCUAUUGGAGACGAAGUUGACCCUUCUUCAACAACCGAGCUUGGAGGGUUGAGCCGUCCAUUGUAUCCCGACCCGUAUGAGGUUUAUGAAGAGACGAAGGGCCAGCGGCCGUACAUUCAAUUCCCUGACAAGGCUGUGUGGGAUGCCUAUGUCGCCGAGCUCCAGGAGGAGAAACUGCGAGCUCUGGGUGUUUCGUUCGGCGACCCUGAGCCUCAACCCUCGAUCUCUCCAGCAUCCGCUGCCCAGACACCUUUCCCUGGCCUCGUGGCCUCGCCGCCAAUUCCCACUGCCUCGGCCGCAAGCAAUCCACUUGGUGCAGUGCAUCCAUUCUCGCCACACUUCGCACAGCCUGGAGGAACGCCAAGCGGCGGCAUUGGAUCCCUGGCAUCGCCAGCUUCGCAAUUCAGCGUGCAGACUCCGUUCAUGGGUAUCGAUCAGGGCAUGAUGCCUGGUUAUCCAUUCCAAUUCCAGCCUACGCCUCCUGCGCAGUCGAUGACUCCCCAGAGCCUGAUCAACCUUCGCCAAGCCAGUGGAUCAGGUGGUCCUGGUACCCUUCCCAACUUCAACUCGAUGCUGUCCCCUGUGUCACCGCUUCAUGACCAGGGUGCUUUCCAUGGCUUCAAUGAGAAGGCUGUGUGGGAAACCGGAUAUGGACAUGAUGGUCAAGAUGAGGGACAGCACUACCCCACUCCUCAGACUCCCGUCAACGCUCCGGAUCACUUCCACACAUCGAAUAUCGAGAUUGCCCACCCGACGCCCCGUGGCCAUGGUCAUAACUUGAGUGAAACUCUCCAGCGGGGUCUCGACCAAAUGAACCACUCCGAAUACCGCAUGGAUGACCAUAUGGAGCAUCACAUCAACGAGGAUCAUCAUGUUGAUCACCACCAAGGCUUCAAUCCCAACAUCCUGAAAAACCACUGGGCAAUGCAAGAGCAGGAUCAACACCACCAGCUUCAGAAGAACGGGCGACAACCCUCGCACCCUUUCUCCCAGCAGCCCCACGACUUCUACAAUGCGCACUUUGGGCAACCCAAUACCCACGAGGGCUCCGAUGUGGAGACGAACCCUAGUCUUGCCGGAACUCCUCACGUUCGCGGUGUCUUGCCUGAUCACGGACCCUGGCACGAGUCCAAGGCCAGCCAUCACUCGAAGCUCUCCAUCUCAUCCCUUAAUGUGGAAGCCAGGCCGUUUGAUCCAACUGCUUCUUUUGCAACCCAACAAGGUGCAUUUGGCAACAGCGCGUUCCAGUUCAGUGGUAUGGAUGGUAUGAGCCAAUCCGGAUUCGGUUUUGCCCCCCCGCCAUCUUUCGCGCCAGUUAACGUGAUCAACGGCUCCAUUCAUCACAACCCCAUCCCCGAGCCUGAGCCCAAGCCUAGCUCGUUCAGGUUCUCUGCUGCGUCCUUCAACGUGGAUGCACCUGUCUUCAACCCGUCUGCCAGCCUCAACUCGAAUGCUAGCUCCGAACAACCCUCCGGCAGCCGGACGAAGAUCUUCGGAGAUAUCGAUUUCGCUGAAAUUGCCAAGCCCCCGAAGCAGUCUAAAGCCAUUCCCAUCGUCCGUCCAGAUGAAGUCGAAUCUGCCAAGGAGGGAGAGCCGGCGACCAUGGAAGAUGCAGAAGGCCGUAUCGUGCUUACUGACCGUCACAAACGCGCUCGCCGUGGCAUCGGUCAUGCCGAGGGCGAGGCUCGGUAUAGCAUCUCCUCGCAGCCUUUGGGCGAGACUGGUAACGCUCAAGCACCAGGCUCUCUUCAUACCCUCGCCGAGGGCAAGGAGAAUGCCAUGCCCGAGGAUGAUAAGCAUGCGGAGCGUAGGGGUACUCCGACGAGUGAGGCUACUACUUGGACCUUGUUUGACGUUAAGGACGAGGCCAGGUCCCGCGCUGGAUCAAUGGCUCGCCAUGAACAGACCGAAGAAGUUAAGGAGGAGCCUGUCGCAGAGGCCGAAGCUGAACAAACUGUUCAGGAGAACGCUCCAGCUAAGGAGCAGAAGCCUGUCAGCCAUGCUCCUCAGGAUUCUAGAAGCUCCGUGAAGAGCACCAUGUUGUCGCCGACGGCCCAACCUUUCGAAUUCAAGCCUGCUGUUCCUUCAUUCGUCCCAACGAGUGUGCCCUCUUCUGUCUUUGCCCAAGAAAAGCCUGCUGAAUCAGACCCUGUCAAGAUCGAGCAGACCGUGUCGAAGCCUGUCGAGAAGAAGCCCCAGGGUGGUCUCAUGGCUUCUCGCUUUGCUACUGCCAGCCCGCCCAAGCCCGCGCCAGCACCAGUUGAGCGAACCAUCAUCCACGAGACGCCCCAGCCCAAGCCUGAUCUGUCACGCUGGCAGGAAUCCGCCGAAGAGUCACCGGAUGACGAGGAGCUCAACGCCAUUAUGGAACAACUCAACGACGACUCUGACGUUGGCAUCGAGCGUCAACACACUCCACUUCCUCCUCACUUCAUCUCCGAGUCCGCUCCCACCAAGGAGCACCGCUUUGGCUCGGCGGAAGCCCGCAGCGAGGCUCCCAGCCCCAGCCCCGGCGGUGGCCAAAAGACUUACAAGCUCAACAUCCCCAGGCUCGGCUCCGACAUUGACGCCGCCAGCACUGCCACUUUCUCGCCUCAGAAGAGCCUCAUCUCACGUAUUCAGUCUCCUGUUCGACAGCUUAUCACUGAAAAUGACCAUGUUAGUGAUUGGGAUGAUAUGAUCUCCUCUGGUGAGGAUGAGAAGUUCUUCAACCGUAACCGCUUCUUCGACCGCCGUAUCAAUGACAUUGUUGGUUCGGCUAUUGAUGACCGGUUGACUCCUAUGGAGCGUGCCUUGGCUGUCAUCCAGCAGUCAGUGGCUACAAUCGCUUCUGGGACUGCUAGCCGCAGAGUUUUCCGCAGCGCCUCUUCCGCCAUGGAGGACAGUGAUGCUGAUGACGAGGAUGAUGAGGAGCACGAGAGCUCUGUUCGCGAGCGUUCUCCCCACCACAUGCGCGAUCGCAAGCUGGAGAUGUUGAAGAGUGUCGUUAUGGAGGCACUGGUCACGCAUGAUAUGCCCAACCGUGGAAUUCAGCAUUCGAGCCACAGCGAGAUGGCCCAGCUUAAGGAAAGCAUUGCGGAGCUCCAGGCCCUGACUAUCAAGAAGCUGGCCCAGGACCCUGUUGGCGAUAUGCGUGAGAUUCUUGAGGAGUCACUUGCUCGUCACAUGGCUCAGCAGACUCCGCGGAUGUCGGAAGCCGACGAGAUCGGUGCUGACAGCCUUAUGCUCCAGAUUGACGGUCUGAAGAGCAUGUUGCGUCUCGCUGAUGAGCGUGCUGAGACUGAGUACAGGCUGCGUCGUGAGGCGACUGACUCUGUGGGUGAGCUCCAGCAACUGCUGAAGGUUGCUGAAGAGGAUGCUGCUCGCCACAGCGCGGCUGCUGAAGAUGCGGAGGCCCGUCUUCUCCAGUUUAAGGAGGAGAAGAUUCCUCAUCUGGAGAAGAUGCAGUUCCGCUCCGAGUCUCUUGCUGAGGAGAGUGAGACUCUCAAGGUUACGAUUGCUGAGUUGUCUACCAAGAACAUUGCGCUCGAGGGUACUCUGGAUGAAUACCGUGUUUCGGCCGAUAGCUUCCGUCGUCAAUUGGAGACUACCAAGAGCGAGAAUUCAUCAUUGCAUGAGACUGUUGAUGCUUUGCGCACUCGUAUCGAGGACAGCAUGGCUGCUCGUCAGAACCUGACUGAGAAGUUUGACCGGUUGCAGACUGAUAUGGUGAAUGUCACGGCCGAUGUCGCGCGAGAGCAAGCUGCUUGGCGCCGCAAGGACGAGGAACAAUCUGCCAAGUACAAUGAGCUGCUGGCCUCGUACAACCGUGAGGUGAAGCUGCGCGAGAAGUUGGAAGAUGAAGUUGUUGCUCUGGAGAAGCAGGAGAAGGAGGCCACCAAGGUGAAGUUCCUCUACGAGCAGUCCCAGCAAGAAAAUGCCAAGAUGGAAGAGAACAUUGCCGUUCUGCGGGCUGAGAAUCACAAUCUCCAGCUCACUGCUGCUCGCUUCGAGCGCGAGUUCAACGAGGCUCGUGAGAGCAGCCGCAUGGAGAUUCAGCGUACUCGCACUUCUAUGGAGGCAGAUCUCGAGGCUUCCAACAACCAGGUCAAUUAUGUUCGUGCUGAGCUUGAGACCCAGAUCAUUCGUCUUGAGACCCAGUUGGACAAUGUUCGUCUGGACGCUGAUACCUCUCGUGAGCGCUAUGAGAUGCUCCUCGAGGAGGCAAAGGAGAGUAGACUCGCUGCUCUUGCUACCGCGAAGGAGUCACGAGAGGUUGCCCUUGAAGAGCAGCGUAAGACUCAUGAACGUGUGCUCAAUGAUCUUCGCGAGCGCCACGCUCGUGCCUUGCACAACUCUUCUGAGGAUCGCCAACGUGGUGAGGCCCAUAUGAUCGACCGCUUGGCUCUGGCGGAUGACCGGGCCAAGCACCUCGAGGAACGUGUCCAGCAUCUUGAGGAGAAGCUUGAGAUCGCCCAGUCCGCUGCCCGUGCUGCCGCCGAAGCCGCUCAAACUGCCAAGGCAAUCCCAACCCCAGCGGCGCCCACCCACUCGACUUCGCCUUCCAUCUCCUUCAGCAAGGGAUCUCAAGAGCCGGAGAGAAUCUCCCCGCAGGCCCUGCGUGAAUCCAUUUUCGUCUUGCAGGAUCAGCUCCAGCAGCGCGAAACCCGUAUUGAGGAGCUCGAGCAGGAGGUUGCUUCUAUGGACAAGGAUGCUCCCAACAAGAUCAAGGACAAGGACAGCGAGAUCAACUGGCUCCGUGAGCUGCUUGGUGUUCGCAUCGAUGAUCUCCAGGAUAUCAUCAAGACUCUUUCGCAGCCUUCCUUCAACCAGCAUGCCGUCCGCGAUGCUGCCAUUCGUCUGAAGGCCAACCUACAGAUGCAACAGCAAGAGCGGGAUCGCGCACUAACUGGUUCCGGCCUCCCCUCGCUUCAAUCUCUUACCGAGCUCGCUGCCUCGCCCCGUUCGCUUCCCCUGGCUGCAGCCGCCGCUUGGGGUAACUGGCGUAAGGCCCGCGAGACUGCCAACGGCGGCUCAACCCCGUCCGAGCAGACACCCUCCAAAUCUAGCAACGCCGGCGCCUUCCUAUCCGGUCUCCUGACGCCUCCGAGUUCCCAUGCUCGCCAAAAUGCCCCGAACACAAGUGGUCCCGGACGCGCUUACGCAGAGACCCGGCCACUGAGAGGCUUCACCUCAACUCCUCGCCGUGGAUCAGUCCGUCAAGAAGUCCCCAUCGCCGAACCACCAACGACCCCUCCUCUCCUCCGCCGCUCGAGCUACGAUCACGACGCCGAGCCGGCAAAUUACGAGGGUAACUUUGCAUCGGAUGACAUUGAGUCUACAGUCGAUGGCAUGGUCUCGGCAUCGCCUAAGGACGCAGAUGAGGGACCCUUCGGGCCUUCGAUCUCCUCUGAAGCCAUCGCCGAAGAGGAAUCUUGA
This is a messenger RNA of Penicillium subrubescens, 6651 nucleotides long. RefSeq names its product putative myosin class II heavy chain (MHC). Gene Ontology annotation, cellular component: cytoskeleton. The transcript is spliced from 2 exons. The record is from RefSeq and is a predicted model, not a curated record. NCBI's taxonomy places the organism in Eukaryota, Fungi, Ascomycota, Eurotiomycetes, Eurotiales, Aspergillaceae. Bases 1 to 6651 code for a protein of 2216 amino acids.